AAUAUCGUGUGCUUCAAAACUUGGUAAGCUCGUAAAGUUAUUUUAUUUUAUUUUUUCAUUUUAUUAAAUUGGAAAAUCUAGGAUGGGUUUUAGUAGCCCAGUCAGCCGAACAGUGUCUCUCCACUCGUGAAGGCUGAAGCGGUGUGGGAGGAGAGAAAUAACACAAAUAACACCAAGUCUUCCGUUUCAGCCCCAAUUGUUGUGGUUCUACGGCUCCCUAGUUUUGAGGUUUUGGCAAUGGAGGAUCAAAUUGGUAACACUGAAACUGAGGCUGCUCAACCUAUGGAGUCCGAGUUUCCUGCUGGUUCUAAGGAGCUCAAACUCCAUGAAGUUAUUGCUAAAUGCUCGUUAGACUUUGAUGAAUGGACUUCCCUUAUUUCAGAGAUCGAGAAAACAUAUCCUGAUGACAUAGAGAAAAUAUGUUUAGUUUAUGACUCCUUCUUGUCUAAGUUUCCUUUGUGCCAUGGAUACUGGACGAAGUAUGCUUAUCACAAGGCUCGCUUAUGCUCCGUUGACAAGGUUGUUGAAAUUUUUGAACGAGCCGUACAAUCUGCUACGUACUGUGUUGGUGUAUGGGUUGAAUACUCUAUCUUCAGUAUGUCAGCUUUUGAGGAUCCUUCUGAUAUACGUAGGUUAUUUAAACGAGGCUUGUCAUUUGUUGGUAGAGAUUACUUAUGUCAUACUUUAUGGGACAAAUACAUUGAAUUUGAGUUAUCUCAGCGGCAAUGGAGUUCAUUGGCACACAUUUACAUUGAAGCCCUUAGAUUUCCAACCAAAAUGUUGCAUCACUAUUUUCAUAGUUUUAAGAGGUUGGGUGCCUUGUGGGAAGAGGAAAUGGGAUGCCAUGGUAGUUCUACACUGGAUCAGUCAGAACCUUUGUCUAAUGAAGAAGUUCAUAAAGAUCAAAUUUCCUGUGUUGUCAAAGAGCUGUUGGAGCCAUCUAUUGGCUUAGCCAGUUCAAAAGCACUGCAUAAAUAUCUAACUAUUGGAGAAUUGUUAUAUCGGGAAGCAUGUCAAUUGGAUGAAAAAAUUGUCACUUUUGAGACAAACAUACGGAGGUCUUACUUCCAUGUCAAGUCACUAGAUGCUAAUCAGUUGGAGAAUUGGCAUCGGUAUGUGGACUUUGUUGAGAAGCAAGGGGAUUUUGACUGGGCAGUUAAACUUUAUGAGAGAUGCUUGAUUCCUUGUGCUAAUUACCCUGAGUUUUGGAUGCGUUACGUGGAUUUCAUGGAAACUAAGGGAGGAAGAGAGAUUUCAAACUAUGCUCUGGACCGAGCAACACGAAUUUUUAUAAAUAGAGUGCCAGUCAUUCAUCUUUUCGGUGCCAGGUAUAAGGAGCAUAAAGGAGAUGCAUUUGGCGCCCAGGAAGCUCUUCUUCAUUGUCACACAGAUUCAGAUUCUAACUUUGUAGAGAAUGUUACAGUAAAGGCUAACAUGGAAAGACGUCUGGGAAAUUUUAUGGCAGCUUCUAAGGUAUAUGAAGAAGCACUAGAAAUGGCAGCAGUGAAGAAAAAGCUACAUAGCCUUCCUCUUUUAUAUAUUCGUUUUUCUCGACUAAAAUACAUGAUUACUAAUAGCGCAGAUGCUGCUAGAGAUGUCUUAAUAGACGGCAUCAAACACUUGCCUCACUGCAAGUUACUUCUAGAGGAAUUGAUAAAUUUUGCAAUGAUUCAUGGAGGGAAGCACCACAUAAACAUAGUAGACACAAUCAUAUCUAAUGCAAUAUCUCCAGGGUCGGAUGUAUCUCCACGUUUGAAUAUGAAGGAUGCAGAGGAUGUUUCAAAUUUAUAUUUAGAGUUUGUUGACCUCUGUGGAAAUAUUGAUGAAGUUAGAAGGGCCUGGAAUCAGCAUAUACGGUUGUUUCCAUACUCUAUCAGGAAUUUCUAUGAGCAGUCAACUAUGCCAAAAGACUUAAAAUUGACUGAGGAAGGAAGAGGGGAAGCCAAAUACGACGACAUGAUGCCUCAGCAGCCAGCUGGACAUUGUAGUUCUGACCACCAGAUCCAGCUCACAUUACAAGACAAGAAACUUCCACUGCCACAAACAUCUGAGGACAUGUCUGCUCAGGGUUCCACUGAUCAAGUAUCAGUCCAGAAACUGACAUCACCUGAAAAUCAAGAUAUUCAAUUUGAGCAUGCCAUCAUUGACCAGCUUCAAUCAGGAGAACCCUACAAUGAACCACAAAAAUUAAAAUUGCCAGCUCUGGAGGCUUCCGAACAGCCUACAAAAGCUGCCUCAGAACCAGAAGUUUCUGAGCAGCAUAGAGAAAAUACUGCUGAACCAAAUAUUACUUCAGAUUUAGUAUGUCAAGUGACUGAAGAAACUGGAUGUAUACAAGCUUCACAAGAAUACUCGAAUGGAAAUGAUGUUAAGCAAGAGAAUGACCUUGAGUCUGAGCAAGAUCUGAAACCACCAUCACUGGCAAGUCUUUCGUUACACCCUCAGGGUAGUAUGUCUCCAGAUUCAGUUCCACCAAUGCCUCUCAAUUGUAAAGCUCCUCAAGAAACUAGUAAUGUGAAUGAGAGCAUGAGAGAGAGCAAUUGCAAUAUUAAUGAAGAUGGAGCUUCUGAUUCUGCUAGGAGUUAUCAAAAUCCUGUGCCAACACAGCCACUACCUCAGUCAAAUGUGCCUGCAAAUAUUGGUGGGAACUGGUCUCAAAUGAAUAAUUCUGGUAAAGCUCGUAGAGACUCCAAAUUUGGGCCUCGUGGGCAUAUGCAAAGAAAACCACAUCAGCAACGGCAGGCUUCACCACAACAAUACCCACCAGCUGAAAUGGGCAGUUCAAUGCCUAUGAGUCAAGGCCACUAUCCUCAAAUUGCUUCUACACAGAGCCCACAAGUUCAGCAAGUCAGCCAAGCACAAGUUCACCAUCAGGCAGCUACUGGCCCCGGUAACAUGACAACACCUAUUUCCUGGCCUCUGCAAAAUGUUCAGCAGUCAAAUUAUUCCUCAUAUCAGUCUCAACUGUCUACCCAAGCUACUGCUCCACAGAUAUCUCAUUAUCCGGUGCAAGGCGAAGGACAGCAGGCGACGCAGAAUAGUCAAGCAUAUAAUCAGUGGUGGCAAUAUUAUUACUACCAACAGCAACAGUUUCUUCUACAACAACAACAAAUUCAACAGCAACAGCAACAGCAACAACCCCAGCAGCUUUCAUCACAACAGUAUCAGCAGCAGCAGUUACAACUUCAACAACAUUAUUUUCAACUGCAACAGCCCCAGUUGCAACAGCACCAAUUUCUGUUCCACCAGCAACAACAUUGCAUGCAGCAAGUAGUACAGCAGCCACAACAACUACCUUUAGAACAGAGACAACACCAGCAGCAAAAUGGUACACCACAGAUUCAGGAAUGGAAUGGCAACUAUUGCCAACAGCAGGACCAAGGAGCUGCACCAUCUCACGUUUCAGGAGCAUGUGCACCAGUUGUCCUUUCUCUGUCUCCACAUUCUCAACGCUCAACUCCUCCAGAUCAAUGACUUGCUUCUGUCUGCUGUAUAACGCAAAUUAGAUUUAGCCAUAAUUCCCAUUUAUACUGGUAGUUUCUCAUACCAUUUUUGGUCAAGUGCCCCUUUGAUUAUAAAAAAGAGAUAAUAUUCACUAAUUUAUAUGUAAUUUUUGUAUAAGUAAAAAGAAGGAAGUAUCAUGGCCCUUUUCUGUCAACUUCUUUGUAGAUCUUUAUUGUUGUUUACAUCUUUGUGAUAUGUUCAUGUCAGCUUUCAAUUUCAUGUCUUGCUUUUGUGCACUUUUCAGGGUUUCCUUGAUUGUAAAGUAGUUCGUUACAUUAAAGUUUACUAUCACCGAUUUGUAGCUAUUACUAUCUUAAAAAACAAAAAAUUUGUAAAAUUAAAAUGUUAUACAUGUGUUUGUUCUCAGAGCGGUAAUCCCAUAACAGUUUAAACUACUCCGUGGUUUUUUUUUUCUAUUGUUCGAUUCUUCCCAUCUUUUUUCUUUUUCGUCGGAAGAAAUUGUGGAAAUUCAGGUUCUUAAAUCCGAUUGAUUCUUGGAAAAUUGUUGAAGAUGAAAUUGCCAUGGGUGAGAUUUUUUUGCUCUAUUAGUUUGUCAAUUUGAAAAUAGUUUUUUUCUUUUGAUUGCUAUAUCAAUAACAACGAAAACACAUGCAGAAUUCAUGGCCAAUUCCAAUUCGUAAAAGAUAGGAUCUUCAACAGAGGUUCGAUUUCAUCACUGCGACAGCUAAGUUGUUCAAUUUAUUCAUGUUAAAUAUGCAAAUGGAAUUUUGAGAAGAGAAAUAAGGACACCAAACGAACUCUUUGGUUAUAGGAGGCUCUAAAAUGAUAAUGAGCUACUAAAUUUUUAACUACAACUAGAGUUUUAAGACUGGAAUUGACAGGGAAACUGAUGGCUUGUAGGAGGCUCUAAAUUUUUAACUCCAACAAAUUUGAGGUUUCCUAACAUAUUUGAACAGAAAUUUUACGAAGGGGCAUCUUCGAGUCAGAAUGUGAGAUUAAGCGUAUGAACUCAAAAAAGUUGCAAUGCUCCAUUUAACUCAAAACUUGGUUGACAGACUAAAAUGUAGCAAGUAUUUUCAUUGAGUGUCAAAAAAUUCAAUUAUGUGUUUGGAAAGCCUAGAGUGGAAGUUUUUAUAUCGGAAAGACUAGAUUGAAAAUAGCAAACACUAAGGGGACCCAGCAAUAUGCACCAAUAUAAGUCGAGAAAAAAUAUAAUCAUAAAAUAAGAAGUCAGAGCAACCAACCUCUUGCAUUUCAAUGGAUCCAAAGAAGCAAUUAGUGGCGGCAACAAGCCAACAAAUAAAGUAUAGAGAAGAUUAUCCAAGCACUUUUACAACCUCAUGUGAAUAUUCAAAGAAAGUGUUAAGAUGGAAUAUUUGCUUUCCCUAUAAUUGUGUCCAUAGUCAGGGUAACAGAAUACAAAAGAUUAUCGAGAAAUGGAAUACAGUUAUCUCCAAAUGAAAUCACAUUAACAUUAUUGACAGUUCUCUUCUUAUUUUCUGUUUUCUUUUGGAUAAGAGUACAUUCCCCCCCCCCCUCAAUGUUGUUUCACACAAAGGUUUGACUGGGAAAUGGAAAUCCAGACCAAAUGCCUAUACCUAUAGGCUUCUCCGAAUGAUAGUAACAAUAGAUUCCACGUACCUACUAUUUUGGCAUUAGCAGAAAAUCUAUUACAGUUCUCCACAUGACCUGCAGAUAAGGCAUGUACAAUUAUAAAAGUAAGAUUGCUAAAUGUAGCAGAAGAUAAUGACAAGCAGGGAGAGUUAGUUUAUAAAACCCGUAGUCCAGCAUCUCUAUCUCCGAAUUCUCGAGAUAUUAAAUAGAAAUUCUAACAGUUUUUGUCUUGAUCUGCACAAAAGUCUCAAGAAAGACCCUGGGAGCUACCCAAUAAGGAGGGUACUCCUGUUUCGACAAGUUGAUUUAUCAAUGUAUACAGUCUCAUAUGCAUUUAACCAUCUUCCAGUUCAUUUGCUAUUUAUAAUCUCAUAAUGUCUAAUUCAAACUCUUUAAGUUUGUGCAUUAUCAUAGCAUGCUUCCAUGACACAGGCAUAUGAUCUUCAUGAGAAUCUUCAUAGAAAAAGAUUCAGUUAGUAAAAGACUAGGCUGAGUCAAUUAGAACACUUUAGCAGCACUUGAAAUUUAAAUCUCUUGAAGAAUAAGACAUCUCAAACAUAUAACCUUAUGGGGUAUGACCUGGUUUUUUUCUCAACCUUAACUCAUCCAUAGUAUGCAAUCAUCAAUUUUUCUUUCAUAUGCUAUCAUAACAUACAUUGUUAAAUAGGUAAAGGCCUUUUAUAGCUCUAAGACUCAUGUACACAAUAUAUAUCUUAGCAAUAGUUAUAUAAUCAUAUAAUCAUUAAGGGAUUAGGAUAGCAGACACAAUUUUAGCAGCAUAUCUUGCUUUACUCAUAAUGAUCCAGCUCUUAGCAAGCUACCUUUCCUUUCUUGCUAUAACUUACAGUGCCUUUAAAACUAUCUGCACAAACACAAUAAGGGUGAUGGGAAGAAAUGGCGACAUGUCCAAUGAUUAUGUGUCACAUGAGAUCUGGAACAGUGCCAGAGAAAAUAAUUUCGCAGUGAUGGGACAGGAGACAUUUUAAGAAAGAUAUGAAUGUAAAUUCUAAGAUAACAGACUAUAAAUUUUGUUUAAGAAGAAACGAAGAUCAAAUUAUAUCCAGAAUCCGAAAUGGAAGACUCUUGAACAAAUACAAUAUGGUAAAUAGUUAAUCCACUUAAAUAAACAGACUACGAUGAAUUACCUCAGGUCACAAGUACCUGAUCAAAAUUUCAAGGUUGUGGAUCCCAAACUGAACCUGAUAUAUAAUCAAAAGACUCAAUUUAACCAUAAGAUAAUGAAGAAUGGCUUAAAGCCUUUUGCAGAUUAUAAUGUCAGAAAGUCCAAGCUCAAUAAUGUAAAACUACCCCACUGUUAACAUGAAUACAUUUUUUUCUUUUUCUUUAAAGUAAAUUUGGCAUCAAGAUAAACAUGGUCACUUUGAACGUUCAGCAUCCCAGUUUAGAAAAGGUAAUGAAUACAAAAGCUAAAAUUUAAACAUAAAGAAGCAAGAAACAAAAGACCAAAGGAAUUACAUCCUGAAGGAACAUGAUGCCCAAAAAAUGGGAUCUCAAACAUGCAAAAAAAAAAAAAAAAAAAAAAAGGAUGCAUAGGUAGCUUAUUCAAUCCUAUAGAAUUCUAUCCACAUCAAAUAUCUAAAAUAAGGCUGAUGGAUGUCAACAAAAAAAGAAAUACGGCAUGAUGCAAAAGCUAGCAUUCAAUCUUUUCACUUUUUUCCUGACUAGAAAAUAUCUGCAUAUUCAGUUGCUUCUCCUGCCAUGUUUCUGAACAGAUAUAGUUGCAACAGAAUUUAACAGUACUAGUGGCUUAUGAAUUUACCCCCCAGAAUUCUAGCAGAGAGAUAUAAUAGCUUUUUCAAAGUCAAGAAAAAAAACUUUAUAAAGUGUAUGCUCACCGCUUUGAAGUUAAAUUAGAUAAUUAGUUCCCAUAUCGAUAAAAACCAAACUGCAUCAGUUUCUGUCAUUUCAUGAUAUUUUUAAAUUAAGAUAGCAUGUAGACCAUACACUAAAACUGCACAGGUAACUUAAAUUUACUUAACAGGCAACUCUGUAACCUGCUUUAAAUCUGUACUAGAAUUCAGUAAGUUAACUGGUGUAUUAAUGAACUCUUGAGAAAAUACAACAGAAAAAAUAACUUCACUACUCAUCGCUAAGCGCAGGACUAGUAUGACAUAAGUACCUUCUUAUAAAGGUUACCACUCCUGGAAUAUUGGUGAUGGCCAAAAAUAAUCCCCUUCUCCUUCCACAGGAAGGGAGUUGGGGAUGGUUACAUCAGUACUCAACAAUUAGAUGGAUUAUUCCAGUUGCAUAUAACAGAAAUAAAAAAUCUACUUUCAACUACCUUCUAUUACAAUUGAUCAAAAGGUGUCCAGGCAUAUAUAUUUUGCCCAGGAAUUUCAGGUUUAUGCUCUCCUUUUCUUUUUUCUUUUUUUUUUCCCCUUCUCUUUUUUUUUUUUUUUUUUUUUUUUUUUUUUUUUUUGGUUUUUCUUUCCUUUUUUACCCCCUUUUUUCUGUUAUUUUCUUCUUUCUCUUUGUUCUUUUGGCAAAACUCAUCUCUUUCUUCUUUUUCAAAGAUUCUUCAUCCUUCUCCUUUGUAUUCUCUAUGCAAAAUAUUUUUUCUUUUCCUUUUUUCUUUUUUUUUUUCUUUUUUUUUUUUU
Messenger RNA from Ziziphus jujuba (common jujube), 7697 nucleotides. RefSeq names its product pre-mRNA-processing factor 39-2. NCBI's taxonomy places the organism in Eukaryota, Viridiplantae, Streptophyta, Magnoliopsida, Rosales, Rhamnaceae. The transcript is spliced from 12 exons. Gene Ontology annotation, cellular component: U1 snRNP; commitment complex; U2-type prespliceosome. The record is from RefSeq and is a predicted model, not a curated record. Gene Ontology annotation, molecular function: protein binding. Gene Ontology annotation, biological process: RNA processing; mRNA 5'-splice site recognition. Bases 238 to 3474 code for a protein of 1078 amino acids.